CCAGCCCAAGGUCUCUCUUCCUCAGUAGGCUUAGAGCAGGACACCCCAGUGGAGGUGGGGAGAAGAGAGAGGGGCCCUGGGGGUGGAGGUCAAGGCCGGCUCGGCCCACUGACUCGCCCCCACCUGAGAAAACCCCCAGGGCCGAAGAGAGUGGCCCAGAGGGUCGCUGGCUCUGGGGAGACCUGAGGGCCCCUCUGCUCGCCCUGCCUCUGGAGAAGGAGUCUGUACCCUGCCCACGGGCAGAGGAAGGGGGAAGCUGGGAGAGAGGAAGACAGCCGCCUGGCUUGAGGUAGGGGGAGAGCAGAGGGCUGCAGAGUUGGCUUCGGGAGAGAUGAAGGAUGCUGGGACCUGGUUCCAGGCCUCCUGAGCUUCCCAAGGCUCAGCGUGUCGGGGGGCCGGUGCCAAGGGUCAGCAGCGGUGCCGACAGCAGGACUCGCCAUCUCUGCCCCACGUCCCGCCAUCCCACCACCAUCAGAACCAUGGGGAAACAGAGCAAGAAAGGGAAGCCAUCGCCUCCGGAGCCCAGGGAGCCCUGAGCGGGAAGUAGGGAGCCACAGACCCCGACGGGGUGCCCUUUAUUCACACCUGCCCAGCAGACUCUAGCUGAGUACCAUGAAGUAACCUCCAGCUCCUGCAGCCAGUCCAGUGAGGAGGACCCGGGACCGUCCCUGGCCUGGAAGAGACAACUGGAAGUAGACGGGCCCUAUGCUGACAUCUCCUCGGGCCCCAUGGACACUGGUCAGCUGAGACCUGCAGGCCAGCCCCAGGCAGAAGGCAGGCAGCCGUCCCCGGUGAGCAGCUCCUGGAAGAGCUCGGCCCCCUGCAAGGGAAGGAGGGACUCCCAGCUGCUGGAGCCUCCCUGCGGGGAGGGGGGCCGAGGAGAGGAGGCCCACCCGGCCAACCCGCUGGACGUCUCUCGCCUGCGGAGCUCCUCCGUGGAGAUCCGGGAGAAGGGCUCCGAGUUCCUCAAGGAAGAGCUGCGCAAGGCUCAGAAGGAGCUGAAACUUAAGGAUGAAGAAUGUGAAAGACUAUCCAAGGUCCGAGAGCAGCUGGAGCAGGAGUUAGAGGAGCUGACGGCCAGCCUGUUUGAGGAAGCACACAAGAUGGUGAGGGAAGCCAACACCAAGCAGGCGGCCUCAGAGAAGCAGCUGAUGGAGGCUCGAGGGAAGAUCGACAUGCUGCAGGCCGAGGUGACGGCCCUGAAGGCCCUGGUGAUCACUUCGACCCCGUCCUCGCCCAACCGCGAGCUGCACCCCCAGCUCCUGAGCCCGUCCAAGGCCGUCUUCCGCAAGGGACACGCCCGCAACAAGAGCUCCGGCGGCCCCCUGUGCCCCGCCGUCUGCCCGGCCACCGGCCACAGCAUCUCCUUUGAGCCCGCCGGCCACGAGUGCAAAGAGCCUGAGGUGCCCACCCUUCUCUCCUUACUCCUCUGUAUCGUCCCCGGGAAAGCCAUCCACAUCACUUACGAGCCUGGCUGGCAGACCUGGGCCCCGGAGGCUCCUUCCUUCUCCUCUUCCUCCUCUUCCUCCUCCUCUUCCUCCUCUUGGCAGGUGGACACCAUCCUGUUUGCCGAGUUCCAGGCCUGGAAGGAGGCGCCCACCCUGGACAAGAGCUGCCCUUUCCUGGAGAGGAUUUACCGAGAAGAUGUGGGGCCCUGCUUAAACUUCACCAAACAAGAGCUUUCAGAACUGGUCCGGGCGGCUGUGGAGGAGAACACGCUGACCAUCGAACCCGUGGCCUCUCAGGCGCUCCCCGUGGUGAAGGUGUCUGCGAUCGAGUGUGGUGGGCCCAAUGGCUUCCGGGCCCAGAUCAUGACGCCGAGGCCCAGCGCAGUGUCGCUUAGCCAGGAGAGACAGACAGAGGCACCCCGGAAGCAGGACAGAUUGGCAGGAGGGAAACGAGGGACUGUGAGACAUGGGAGGAAAGGAGCACAUUCCUGGUGUGCGGAAGAGUCAGGGCAAAGGCAGAGAGGAAGUGCGCUCUCAGCGGCCUGGCUCGGACGUGCCGGCACCGCAUCAGGCUGGGAGAGUCUGAGAACUACUACUACAUCUCGCCGUCCUGCCGGGCCCGGAUCACCGCAGUCUGUAACUUCUUCACCUACAUCCGCUACAUCCAGCAGGGCCUGGUGCGGCAGGACGCGGAUCUAAUCUUCUGGGAGAUCAUGAGGCUCCGGAAGGAGAUGUCUCUCGCCAAGCUGGGCUUCUACCCGCAUGAGGGUUAAUGCCAAGGUUGGGGCCACGGACCCAGGAAACCAGACGGACACACAUUGUGGAGGAGGGCAGCUGGACUGGGGGCUGCUCGGAUUGAGGUAGAAGGACAGGAUGGAUGGGUCUCCGUCCUCUGAUGGGGCUGCCACCAGCCAGGAGACCCUGGAGAAAACCCUGCAGCAGGGUGGGGGGCAGAGGGGCGCAGAACCCUUUGGGCUGGAGCCGAGGCUCCAAGGCCUGGGCUCUGAGUGCGGCCGCUACCGGGCCCUCUGCUGCUUCUGCCACCUGGUGCAGUGAAUUUUCCAAAAGAAGAAAAAAACAAAUCUGACCAUCAAGAA
Messenger RNA from Monodelphis domestica (gray short-tailed opossum), 2545 nucleotides. RefSeq names its product RAB3A interacting protein like 1 (gene RAB3IL1). NCBI's taxonomy places the organism in Eukaryota, Metazoa, Chordata, Mammalia, Didelphimorphia, Didelphidae. Gene Ontology annotation, molecular function: guanyl-nucleotide exchange factor activity. Gene Ontology annotation, cellular component: Golgi to plasma membrane transport vesicle. The record is from RefSeq and is a predicted model, not a curated record. Gene Ontology annotation, biological process: exocytosis.